GAGUAUCGGGAAAAAAAAAAUGGAUAUACAAUUAUUUUAUGAUCCUUUUUUCUGGUAGAAAAAGAAAAUGAAAAAAAUAGAAGUAAGGCAGGUUCAGAUGGAAACAUUGACGACGGUGUUGCUUUUCUUUCUUCUCGGGAACAGAUUUGGCUAUGCGUACCGUACAGGUACCGGUUAUAUCAAUAUCGAUUGCGGCAAUAACAAAACUAAUAAUGAGACGAUAAAGUCAGAUUCAGAAUACAUAGACACUGGAACAAACGCGGAGAUAUUGAAUCAAGAUAUUAUUGAUUAUUUUGAUGCAGAACCAUUGAAAACACUAAGAAGCUUUCCAGAUGGUAAGAGAAACUGUUACUCCAUAAAACCUGAGAAUGGGAAAGAAAGCAAGUAUUUAAUCAGAGCAAGGUUUCUGUAUGGUAACUAUGAUAACCUCAAUGCACCUCCAAAAUUUGAUUUGUACAUUGGAGUCGACUAUUGGGGUACCCUGAAUCACAGUUACUCGGUCGUUGAAAUCAUAUACAAGCCGGUUUCCGAUCUCAUUCAUGUGUGUCUAGUAAACACAGGUCAUGGCACCCCAUUCAUAUCCGACUUGGUUUUGAGGCCUGUCAACAGUUUACUAUACAACUCUGGCUCUGGUUCACUUCGAACUAUUCGACGCUAUGAUACAGGAGAAAAGGUAUCAAAUGCAUUCUACCACAGUUAUGACAAUGACAUUUUGGAUCGAUAUUGGACUGAACUUCCAACUGAGAAAUUUGAAGAUUGGAGUAUUACAAACUCUACGACAUCAGAAGCAUUGAGAAAAUUAAAAGAAAGUGAAUGCCAAAUACCAUUAAAAGUUUUCAUGACAGCAGCCACGCCAGCUACUGGUCGAAAAGAGUUGAAUAUUCGUAUUCUAAAAGUUGGGACAGAUCCUAAUGCUGAAUACUACUUUUACUGGCACUUCGCUGAAACUCAGCUCUUUAGUGAUGGUAAUUUAAGGCAAAUCCAAAUCACCACCAUGAAUAAUCCCAACCCAAUGGAACCACUAAUCACACUUCAAUAUAUGACGCCGCUUACUGUUAAUUCUUCUUCUGUUAAACUUAACCCUGAAUCAAUGAAUGAUCCAAGCCUUUACUUCUCCAUUGCGUCUGCCGAUUCUCUUCAUCUUCCUAUCCUCAAUGCAGUUGAGGUUUUCAUAGAUAUGAAUCUUUCAGUUCAACCUACACAUCAAGAUGAUGUGAAUGCCAUAAUGGAUGUCAAGGAAAAAUACCAACAUCAAAUAAAGGGCUGGGGUGGAGAUCCAUGUCUACCGAUAAUACCAUGGCACGGUCUUAAUUGCAGCAUCAGCAGUACUGAUUCCCAAAGAAUAGUUGGUUUGGAUUUAUCACAUAUGAAUCUAACUGGACCUAUUUUGACUUCCGUAUUUCAGCUUACAUUGCUAAACAGCUUGAAUUUAUCUUAUAAUAAUCUAACUGGAGAAAUACCCGAAGAUAUAGGUGAAAUGCAAAAUCUGCAAUAUAUCGAUUUGAGUGGAAACUUGCUUAGCGGUAACGUUCCGAUCAAGCUCCUGGAGAAAAAGAAGAGCGGCGCCAUUAUUACAUUAAGGUAUGACAGCAAUCUUUGUGCUUCAUACGCAUGUAUGAAGAAGAAGCAGCCCAAGUAUUUGGUUCCUUUGAUUAUCACUGGGAGUAUCUUGAGUUUGCUGGUGAUUGGUGGAGCUAUUUUAUGUGUUCGUAAUUGGAAGACAGAAGAGUCAGAUGGAAGUAGCCGAUUAAAUCCUAAGAAUAGACGGUUUACGGAAUCUGAGAUGGCAAAUAUUACAAACAAUUAUUCCACACAAAUAGGAAAAGGAGGGUUUGCAAUUGUAUAUCUUGGAACUCUUGGUGAUACUCAAGUUGCGGUCAAGCGCCUCAAUCAAAAUUCAACUCUUGGAAUAUUUCAAGAUGAGGCGGAGCUUUUAAUGAGAGUUUAUCACAAAAACCUAGUAUCUCUAGUUGGCUACUGCGAUGCAGGCAACACUAUGGCACUCGUUUACGAGUACAUGGCCAAAGGCGAUCUAAAAAAGCAUUUAACAGCAGCAGAACAAACAAAUAUUUCAGGCUGGAAACAGAGACUCCGUAUUGCUGUAGACAUUGCACAAGGGUUGGAGUAUUUACAUCGUGGUUGCAAACCACCCAUUAUUCAUAGAGAUAUUAAACCGGCCAACAUCUUAUUGGAUGAUAAUUUGCACGCAAAGAUAUCUGAUUUUGGGAUGUCUAGAAUGUUCCAAAGUGAAGGUGAAGAUGAUAAUACCAAGAGUUAUUUGGUUGGAACCCACGGUUAUAUGGAUCCUGACAACGCCGGUAGAUUAAACGAGAGAAGCGACGUGUACAGCUUUGGGGUCAUUUUGUUGGAGUUGAUCACAGGGAAACCAGCAAUCCUGCCGAGAGGCCAAAACCAGAAGGGCAGCAUUCAUAUUAUUGAUUGGGUAAAUUCAGUGCUUUCAAAUGACAAAGCCAAUAAACGAAGUAUUCUAGAUCAAAGGUUCAAUGGAGAUUACAGCAUUGAAUCUGUUAAGAAAGCUGUAGAAAUAGCAAGGGAAUGUGUACAACUAAACCGUAUCCAAAGGCCAACCAUGGAAGAAGUGAUGAGUGAGUUGAAGUUGUCCUUGGCAAUCGAGAAUGAGCACAAUCCACGCUCUAUAAUUGAACUGCACCGUGCUUCUUCUUCCACUUCGAGCAACGCAAUAUUUGAUAUUGAACAAGCUCAUCAAGAAUUAUAACUCCUAAUUUAUAGGAGUAUUUGUUAUUUUGUUUAUGGUUGCUUGUUGAUUGUGAUUUGUUUUCAUACUGUUGGGACAAACUAAAAAUUAAAGACUUGGGUCUCCACUCUCCAAAAGACAUUUCUUUGUAGUUUGCUUGAAUUAUAUUCAAGAGGGGAUGAUACAUUUCCUUAAGCAAUAUUAAUGUACUUCUCCCAUUUAGAUGUUUA
Molecule: messenger RNA, 2946 nt
Organism: Amaranthus tricolor (Joseph's coat)
Lineage: Eukaryota; Viridiplantae; Streptophyta; Magnoliopsida; Caryophyllales; Amaranthaceae
Product: probable LRR receptor-like serine/threonine-protein kinase At4g29180
Exons: 13
Coding region: 68-2737 (889 amino acids)
Biological process (GO): protein phosphorylation
Molecular function (GO): protein kinase activity; ATP binding; protein binding
Source: RefSeq, a predicted model, not a curated record